This is a messenger RNA of Amaranthus tricolor (Joseph's coat), 1842 nucleotides long. RefSeq lists its product as uncharacterized. Gene Ontology annotation, cellular component: plastid. The record is from RefSeq and is a predicted model, not a curated record. Lineage: Eukaryota; Viridiplantae; Streptophyta; Magnoliopsida; Caryophyllales; Amaranthaceae. Bases 149 to 1585 code for a protein of 478 amino acids. The transcript has 12 exons.
GCUCAUGUUCUCUCCAAGUGUAGACAAUAGAGUUGUCUUCCCAACCACUUUUUAACAUCACAAAUUAGCAAUGAUCAGACCAACCCCUUUGUAUAUAAGUAUGAGCAGUUGUGAAAUCCCUAGAUUAUUGUAAGCUACAAAACUUACAAUGGCCACCUUCAAAUUAGCGGUGAUUCUUACAAAUCCUUCAAACGAGGAUGAAUUCCUGCUAACGAAGCAAGCCAGGCCGAGCAAAUUCGAAGUUGAAGAGUACGAUUCGUACAUUGAUUCCGAUCUAUGGGACCUUCCUUCUGUUCAAUUGAGUUUAGGUGAAUCUGAUAUUCAAGUUCAGGGAGAUAAUAGCUUUGAUUUGAGCAAAUUUGACCUGCAUUUGGCUUUAAAUCAGAUAUCUGAGCAGGUAGGAAUUGAUUCACUGAUUGAAAGACGGUGGAGAUUCUGGAAGUAUGUGGAAGAGCCUGAAUUCGGACCUGGAUCUCCAAUCCAUACCGUUUUCAUCACUACCCACUACUCACUUGCUGAAAGGGGUUACAGCGUUGCUUGCCUGUGGACGACUUCGACUCAUUGCUCCAAAUGGCUCACUGAAGUCACACAAGAUAGUUACCGCAUAGGUCCUUUGGUGGCUAACAGUUUUCUACAUGACUCUGAAUACUCUAAGUGGGAACAUUCACAUAGUUUGCAUUAUCAGGAAUAUCCAUUGGGCAUUAUUCUUGUUCCAAUGGGAAGUAGAACCAGUAAGCCUUUCUCCACUACCAACUUGGUUGUCAUUGCUCCACAAACUAUAGCCAGUGUUGAAAAAGAUAAAGAUUUUGUUGCUUAUGGAGAUGCAUUAAUGGUGGAUCCAGGAUGCAAAUUGCAGUUCCAUCAGCAGCUUGCAGAUAUUGUUGCAGCUUUACCAAGAAAGUUGGUUGUGUUUGUUACACAUCACCAUCCUGAUCAUGUGGGUGGUUUGUCAGUUAUUCAAAUAUGCAAUCCUGAUGCUGUUCUGGUGGCCCACAAAAACACAAUGAAUCGUAUUGGAAAAGAUGACUGGUCUCUUGGAUAUACAUCAGUUUUUGGUGGGGAAGAAAUCUGUAUUGGGGGUCAGUGGCUUCAAGUCAUUUUUGCUCCAGGCCACACUGAUGGACAUAUGGGAUUGCUCCAUAUCAGUACUCAUACACUAAUUGUUGGUGAUCAUUGUGUUGGUCAAGGUAGUGCAGUUUUGGAUGCUUUUUCGGGUGGGAGUAUGGCAGAUUACUUUGAUACGACAUACAAGUUCUUAGGGCUUUUGCCUAAUACUAUUGUUCCUAUGCAUGGGAGAGUUAACUUGUGGCCAAAUCACAUGCUUUGUCAAUAUCUGAAGAAUCGCAGAGAUAGAGAGUCUUCAGUCUUAAAGGCCAUUGAAAAUGGCGCGACCACAUUAUUUGAAAUAGUUUCUACGAUAUAUAAAGAUGUUGAUCGUCGCCUGUGGUUAGCUGCUUCAUCAAAUGUAAGGCUCCAUGUCGAGCAUCUAGCUCAACAACACAAAUUACCUGAGAUAUGGAGCGUGAUACAAUUGGUAUGGACUCUCUUGUUCCUCGCAGGGAAUGUCAUUGUCAAGAUUUCAUAGGACUUGUGGAUUACAUUUCGUGCUUAAUUGGUUAUGGGUGUAUACGGACAAUUUGUUUUUAUCAAAUAUUAGAAGGCCUAAACUCAUUGUAUCAAUUGUUGUUGCUGGUGUUGCUGCAUUCUAUUGUGUAAGUAAGAACCAUAAUUAUGUUUAGAUUAUAAUUGAUGGUCUACGUUGUAAUGUUGGCAAUGUUUUUAUUUUUAUUUAUUAUGAGACAAGAUGACAAGGUUUAGCAAUUGAAGUAUUUCUUGCUCUAA